AUGCUGCCUCGCCGGACCCCGCCGCCGUCGGCCUCCGCCUGCCUCCUUCCGCAUCCACGCAGCUCCGCGCGCCUCCGACCUCCGCUCGUCGCCCGCCUCCACCGGUGUCCGCCUAUCUCCUCCCGCAUCCGUGCAGCUCCGCGCGCCUCCGGCCUCCGACCGUCCGCGCACCUCCGCCGACCUCUGCCCAGCUCCGUGCUACUCCGCGCGCACCGGCCUCCACCCGGCCACCCGCCUCCGCCGGCCGCCGACCACUGCCCACCUCUACGCGUCGCCGGCCUCCGCCCGCCCUCCGCGCAGCUGUGCGCACCGUCGACCUCCACCCUGCUUCGGGCGGCGCCGGCGUACACCUCCUCUUCCUCCCUCUUUCCAACUCGAGCCGCUAGUCUCCGGUGCUCUCCUCUGCCAGUGGCGGGGCUUGGCGCUGUCAGAGUUGGCAGUGUCUAA
Molecule: messenger RNA, 447 nt
Organism: Aegilops tauschii subsp. strangulata
Lineage: Eukaryota; Viridiplantae; Streptophyta; Magnoliopsida; Poales; Poaceae
Source: RefSeq, a predicted model, not a curated record